This is a messenger RNA of Filobasidium floriforme, 1224 nucleotides long. RefSeq lists its product as uncharacterized. The transcript has 2 exons. Lineage: Eukaryota; Fungi; Basidiomycota; Tremellomycetes; Filobasidiales; Filobasidiaceae. Gene Ontology annotation, cellular component: GINS complex. Bases 168 to 899 code for a protein of 243 amino acids. Gene Ontology annotation, biological process: DNA replication; DNA strand elongation involved in mitotic DNA replication. The record is from RefSeq and is a predicted model, not a curated record.
AGGAAUUACUUCCGAUAUACACGUCGCUUUCAGUCGUAGGAUCGCUAGGAUCGAUGAUGAUGUCGAAGUUGAUUGAUCAACUCGCAGUUCGCAAUUCGACCUGCAAAAGAAAUCCACGCUGAAAUCCAAGCCUAUACGCGAGUACAACACCAUAUCGGUUCACUACGAUGUACGGCGACGACGCUCUCCAACUCGUCCUCGAAUCCCGCCGCUCCGCCCUCACCUCGACCCUCCCCAAAUACUCUGACCCGCUCAUCCGCCAAAUCUGCCUCGAGACACGUCAACUCGACUCGCACAUCCAAUCCACCACCUCGUCCUACACGCGUGAAGAACUCAAUUCGCCGGAAAACUUGGGGGUCGUAGCUGGGUUGACGGUGCAUCAUCUGGCGGCGAGGAGGAACAAGAGGUGUCUGAUGGCCUAUCUCGCUGGACGAGUUGAUGGGGUCAAGGGGAUGUAUUGGGAAGCUGGGGGUGGGGUAGCACAUCUGCUCGCCAGCGAUCGAGGGGCGAGUUCGUUGGACGAAGGUAGCAGCAACAACAACAAUAACGGCAACAACAAUUCGAACUCGAAUGGACAGGCGGGACCGACGACGACCACCCCGCAUGGGGACAACACCCUCGACCUCCGUUCCCGUCUCUCCCCCCACGAACUCGAUUUCCUCCUCAGCUACAACGACCUCAUCCUCUCCUACAAGACCCCCUUUCUGUCAACCCUCGACCUUUCCUCGUCCAUAUCUUCGCCUCCAGGGGAACUCUACGUCGACGUACAGGUCGUCAAGGAUUGCGGGGUGGUAUGGACAGAGAUGGGGCAGGUCGAGUUUAGGAAGGGAAGUCGGUAUAUGGUCAGGAGGGGGGAUGUGGAGAGGUUGAUCGUACAGGGGUUCUUGGUCGAGGUGUAGCUGUGACCCGGUGAAGGGGUAUGGGGCGGUUGGAGGACGAGACAACAUUUUUAUUACGACGGAUCUCGAACAGGACCCUUUACGACAAUUUGCCUUGGGACACCUAACGGCAACGACAUAUCUAUGACGCUGAACAUGCAUCUACCCAAACGCUCGAGUGUCCAUCUGGCUGGCCUUUGACUCUCGCCGGUAUAAUCGUGAUCACCCUAUCCUACCCUACCCUCCAUCGUUCACUUGGUCGGCGGAUCGCGCUCUAUUCUGUGCCACGGGCUUGGAAAAUCUUUCUAUCUGGGCUGUGAAAGAACCGUCUUUGCAUAACCAUAUA